CCGCAUAGCGGAUGAAACCUAGCCACAAUAGCCCCUCCAAAACAUUUCACCAGCCACAAGUAGAGUUCCAAUGAAAGCUGGAACCACUCGAGCCCAUACCCGUGGGCAUCCAUUUGUCGUAGCUCAGCCACUAAAUUUUCAAAGUUGCAUCUCUUAAAACAUCAACAUAUAACUAAAAUGGCAACUACACAGAGUGAGAGGGUAUUUGUCCUCCCGGGAGACCAGAUAAAUCCUUCCUUGGUUCCAUCACAUCCCAAACGAGCUUUACGGCUCGGUCCCGGACUUCGGCAUAUCCCUCCGAAUGAGUUGAUACCUACAGUCGCCGGCCAGCUCAUCACUGAUCCUAGGAAGAAUUCGAUAUGGAUUGAGUAUAACGGAGGACGAUACAUACCAGCGGUCGGUGACCUAGUCAUCGGUACUGUGCACCAUUCAGCAGCUGAUUAUUUUUACGUCACGCUGUCCAACUAUACUUCCAAUGCUAUACUGCCGCAGCUAGCAUUUGAGAUGGCCACAAAGAAAACGCGGCCUAACCUGAACCCCGGCGCUCUAGUAUACGCGAGGGUCUGUCUUGCAAAUCGGCACAUGGACCCCGAACUCGAGUGCGUGUCGCCGAGUACGGGAAAGGCAGACGGCUUAGGUCCCUUAAACGGCGGCAUGCUGUUCGACAUCUCGCUGGGUAUGGCCCGGAGGCUUCUAAUGCGAAAGUCUGCCGAAGAGGGCAAGGUCGUUGUGUUAGAGGAACUUGGAUCCGCGGGUCUUGCUUUCGAGACCGCAGUCGGUAGGAACGGGAAAAUAUGGGUCAGCAGUGAAAAGACGAAGACUGUGCUGGUGGUUGGACGAGCAGUGAAGGAGACGGAUGAGAAAAGCCUCACGGUUGACCAGCAGAAGAAGUUGGUACGAAAGCUAGUUAAGGAGAUGAGUUAGGUCGGGUCCAAAACUACUCUGAUGUAGGUUAAGGCUGUUUUUCUCCAUACUUCAAUGAUACCCCAGUACUUUUCGGUCAGAUUCCGUAUAUGUUUUGUUAUUUGAACCAUCAUUUUUAAACUUUAUGCUAUUGUAGUAUGAAUGGUUAUGUCUUCUACAC
Molecule: messenger RNA, 1084 nt
Organism: Daldinia vernicosa
Lineage: Eukaryota; Fungi; Ascomycota; Sordariomycetes; Xylariales; Hypoxylaceae
Exons: 2
Coding region: 178-924 (248 amino acids)
Biological process (GO): exonucleolytic trimming to generate mature 3'-end of 5.8S rRNA from tricistronic rRNA transcript (SSU-rRNA, 5.8S rRNA, LSU-rRNA); TRAMP-dependent tRNA surveillance pathway; poly(A)-dependent snoRNA 3'-end processing
Cellular component (GO): nuclear exosome (RNase complex); cytoplasmic exosome (RNase complex)
Molecular function (GO): RNA binding
Source: RefSeq, a predicted model, not a curated record